AUGCAGCACGCGCCCCUGCAGUCCUUCCCUUCAUCCUCGACGUCCACCUCGGGGUAUAUCCACCCGACCCCACACCUCGAUUCGUCAUACACCUCUUUCCACCCAGGCAACGGCAAUGGGAAUGGCACCAGCAGCAGUGGCAAUGGCGCUGGUCCCUCUGUAUCGCGGAAGAGAUCGACGUCGCCAAUCAAGUACUCGGCCUCGGCGGGUCAGGAUGGGGAGGGGGGGAGGCCAGUCAAGAUGAUGCGUCCGACGCUGGCGUCGGCGUCGGGUACAGGGGACGGGACGCUCAACAUGCGGGCAGAGGAAGAAGCUGCGCGUCGAUAUAAUACUGGGAGACCCUAUACAGGUCCUUCGACCGGUGGGAUGAGGCCAGAUCCACAAGGGAGGAUCAGUGAUCUGUUCUCGAGGUCGUUUCUACGAGAGAGAGUCUCGCGUCUGACUAGAGACGCCAAUACAACGCUGGACGAAGAAGCCCUCGCCUAUCUCUCGCAAGCGGCCGAACAGCGUCUCCGCGCUCUCCUGACCUCGUCCGUCCGCGCUCACACCCACCGCACUCAGACCUCCCAUCAUCGCCCACCACCCUUCGCGCCCUCCCACCGCCCACAAAGCACUCGGGACGAGGAUGAAGACGACGCGGCGAGACCCAUGUGGUCUCAUGUCGUUACGUCGGAUGUGAACGCGGUGAUGGAGGCUCUCGCGCGGCAGAACAAAGAGGCCGAGCUGGGGUUUAGGGCGUCGAGGAUGGACCGGAUUGCGAGGGAGGCGGAGAUGGCUCGGAUAAGGGAGAUGAGGGAGGCGAGGGCGAGGGAGACUGGGCAGAGCGUACAGCAGCCUCAGAGCGCGCAGAUAAAUGCGGAGGCUAGUGGGUCGGGGCAGGGAUCGGGCGGGGGCUCGCAGGUCGGAGAAGGAGAGGGAAUGGACGUGGAUGAGCAGAGUCCGUCCACUACGGCCACAUCGGCGACUCCCGCGACACCCAGGGAAAAGCCAAACGGGACCUCGUCCACCCCAGCACCGGCCGCCGCUUCGUCCACUCCGGUCUUUGGCGCGGUCAAGGAACGGCCACUCUCCAAGAAGAAGAAGGGCAAAGGGGAAGUCUCGGCCGAGACGGCGCACAAGAUGUCCAACCUCACCGCUAUGCGCGCGACGGGGGUGAAGAUGGGCAAAUACUCUUGGUUGAACAACGCACCAAACGUGUCUAGUCCGCUCGCUGGGAGGAAGAAGAAGGCCGCAGCGGUAGGAGCGGCGGACGCAGACGGAAAGAAGGGGGACGAGGCGGAUGCGCCAGGCGAAGCGGACGCGGAGGGCGAGGAGGACACGUCCAGUGCAUCGGGGUCGGGAAUGAAGAGGGAGCGGAGUCUUGACGAGGCGGAUGGGGACUCUGGGCCUUCUACCGGUCUGGGAGCCGGAGGGGGACCGAGGAAAAAGUCUAAACUCUCUCAAUCGAUUUCGGUCGAUACAGACUCUCCCGCCACGCCCGCCAAACCGCCCAAAAAGAAGAAACGCCCGAAAAUCACCAUCCCAGCUCGUCGUCUCGUCCCCGUCAUGCCUGCUCCCCCACGUCCAGGUUCCGCUCCCUCUACAUCUACAGAGUCAGCGUCUGGUACCGGUCCUGGAUCUGGGUCUGGACCGAGUGGUGCUGGUGGGGGCUCGGAGAGACGGAUGGUACCCGACGACCAGGCGCUUACGGCGGUAGACGUCAUGUUUGCGUUGGAGCGCGAGGGGACAGGAAGGGGGAUGGGGACGGCAGAGGAGAUUAUUUGGAGAUGCCAGGGCACGGCGGGCGGGGUAUGGGGCAAGGAAGUGGGGGAGGUGGCGCCGAGGAGGUUAUAA
Molecule: messenger RNA, 1833 nt
Organism: Dioszegia hungarica
Lineage: Eukaryota; Fungi; Basidiomycota; Tremellomycetes; Tremellales; Bulleribasidiaceae
Exons: 3
Coding region: 1-1833 (610 amino acids)
Source: RefSeq, a predicted model, not a curated record